UACUCAAAACUCAACGACCAUGACUGAGGUCAACAGAUUCCGUACCAUUGAAUGAUCUUCCCAGCUCGUACAAAUCAGGAUUCAGGAGACGCCAUCGUUUCCACUGAAAUCUCCCCACGACUCCAAUUAUCUCGCCAUUCGGGAAAGGGUAAUGUUGAUCACCGGCUCCACCUACCGAAUUUCUCUUUAAAAGAUCCAAACUCUAAGUAGCCAAACAGCCCACCGGAGCCCCGGGGAAAGGGAUUUUGUUUUUUCUUUCAUUUUUUAACAGCCCUCACAACCUCCAAUUCCGAUGGUUGUUUCCGGCACGACCACCGCUGCCGCCGGUGGCGACACAGAAUCAGCAACCACUCUUUUAAUCCCCAAACCGCCCUCCAACAAUCCCAAAAUCCCAGAAGACUCCUUCCAUCUAGCUUACAUUGUAUACUUCACACUAGGGGCAGGCUACCUUCUCCCAUGGAACGCUUUCAUCACAGCCGUUGAUUACUUCAUCUACCUCUACCCCGACGCGUCAGUCGACCGAGUUUACGCUAUAGUUUACAUGAUAGUGGGCUUUAUUUCCCUGCUUUUGAUCAUAGCAUUCGAGCACAAAUCAAGCUCUUUUGUCAGGAUCAAUGCUGGGCUAGUCCUGUUUGCGCUGGCUUUACUGGCAGUGCCAUUAAUGGAUGUCUGGUAUGUGAAGGGGAAAGUUGGCGUGUAUGGCGGGUACUAUGUGACUGUGUGUUUGGUGGGGCUUUGUGGGAUUGCUGAUGCAUUGGUUCAGGGGAGUAUUAUUGGAUCUGCUGGUGAAUUGCCUGAAAGAUACAUGCAAGCUGUCGUUGCUGGAACUGCUGCUUCUGGUGUCCUUGUAUCGUUGCUCAGAAUCUUAACCAAAGCUGUAUAUCCACAAGAUUCACAUGGGCUCAGAAGCAGUGCAAAUCUGUAUUUCAUUGUUAGCAUCGCUGUGAUGGUUGUUUGCAUUAUCCUCUAUAAUGUGGCCCAUAAACUUCCAGUUAUAAAGUACUACAAUGAAUUGAAAACUCAAGCUGUGAAUAAGGAGAAGGAAGAGAAAGGUGACCUAACUAGAGAUCUGUGGAGAUCAACUUUAUGGGACAUUGUUGGGACCAUCAAAUGGUAUGGGUUUGGAAUUUGCAUCAUCUAUGUUGUGACGUUGUGCAUAUUUCCUGGAUACAUCACAGAGGAUGUGCAUUCUGUUCUUCUCAAAGACUGGUACCCCAUAAUCUUGAUUACAGGCUACAACGUGUUUGAUCUGGUUGGCAAGUGUCUAACUUCAUUGUAUGUCAUUGAGAAUGCGAAGGUUGCAAUAGGUGCCUCCUUUGCUAGGUUGCUCUUCUUGCCUCUUUUCUAUGGAUGUUUGCAUGGUCCCAAAUUCUUUAGAACGGAGAUUCCUGUUACACUACUAACCUGUCUUUUGGGUCUCACAAAUGGCUACUUGACCAGCGUACUAAUGAUUUUGACUCCCAGAACAGUAGUAUUGCAACAUGCAGAAACUGCAGGGAUUGUUCUUGUGUUGUUCUUGGUGGCUGGUCUUGCAAUUGGAUCUGUUGUGGCUUGGUUUUGGGUCAUAUGAUUUAUCAGCCGCUAGUCUUAUGUUGCUGAAAUCAAUAUGGAAUGCUUCAGCCUGCAGUUUGCCAUGUCUUAAUCUACUGGUGUUCAUAUUGGCCUGUAAACUCUGUUCAUAGCAGUAUCAGGAUUCCUUGAACCUGAAGUAGGAAUUUGUGUUUCUGAUGCUUGCAUACAAUUUCUCAAAUAUAUAAUUCUGGUUAUAUAACCAUUGAUAAUAAAACCACUCUCUAUGCUUUUAGUUUC
Messenger RNA from Coffea eugenioides, 1809 nucleotides. Its product is annotated as equilibrative nucleotide transporter 1. Gene Ontology annotation, cellular component: plasma membrane. Bases 293 to 1570 code for a protein of 425 amino acids. The transcript has 2 exons. Gene Ontology annotation, molecular function: nucleoside transmembrane transporter activity. NCBI's taxonomy places the organism in Eukaryota, Viridiplantae, Streptophyta, Magnoliopsida, Gentianales, Rubiaceae. The record is from RefSeq and is a predicted model, not a curated record. Gene Ontology annotation, biological process: nucleoside transmembrane transport.